AUGGUUAGUGGGCCCAUCCAAGAUGAGUCCAUGCCUACACGGACUUCUGAUUGGGCCUGUGUUCUUGAAGCAGCAGCCCAAAGAAGGACAGAAGUUCUUCAACCAGAGAAUCUUGAAAACAUACCAAAACUCAAACUCAAACACAAACUCAAACACAAGUUUAGCUUCUAUCCCCCAUCAAUUGCUUUUUUAUUAUUCGGGUAUACACCUGUUCGUAGCGAUUCGGUUGUUGGUGAGCUGAAGUUGUCAGAGCCAACUGAUGUAAUUCUCCUAGGGAUUACAAGAAUUGAGAUGCUUGCAGUUACUGAUACAUUUGGAAGAUCGAGUGAACCGGCAUAUUCUGAAACUGCCCUGUUUCCCCUGGAAUUCCUAAAUAAAGAAGCUGGAAAUUGA
Messenger RNA from Lactuca virosa, 393 nucleotides. The record is from the annotation of a GenBank genome assembly. NCBI's taxonomy places the organism in Eukaryota, Viridiplantae, Streptophyta, Magnoliopsida, Asterales, Asteraceae.